Pyrus x bretschneideri (Chinese white pear) is the source of this 2721-nucleotide messenger RNA. RefSeq names its product alkaline/neutral invertase E, chloroplastic. Gene Ontology annotation, biological process: sucrose catabolic process. The transcript has 8 exons. The record is from RefSeq and is a predicted model, not a curated record. Lineage: Eukaryota; Viridiplantae; Streptophyta; Magnoliopsida; Rosales; Rosaceae. Gene Ontology annotation, cellular component: chloroplast. Gene Ontology annotation, molecular function: endo-alpha-N-acetylgalactosaminidase activity; sucrose alpha-glucosidase activity. The coding region runs from base 384 to 2342 and encodes 652 amino acids.
ACAGACCUCAAUAAAAAAUAAGAAUAAAAUUGAAGCAGAUGAGGACAACGUAAAGAAAAGAGAAGACGAGAGGAAAAGCAAACGUACAUGUGAUUUCCUGCUAUGAUACGUUUCAUGUUCCGUCGUCAAGAUUAACAGAUACAUCAGCUGCCAUUUCCAACCACCGCAGAGAAAACCCACUUCCUCAAACUCUCGGAUUUUGCUUUCUGGGGGAAAGUUUGAUUUCUUGUUAAUUUCUGUAUGCUUAAUUCUGAGAGUUGAAGAGUUUGAAAAGAUUCCGGUGUAUUACAUUCGCGGUUUUCUGUUGAAGUGGAGGUCUUGAAUUCACUUUGGUUGGGAUUAUCAGUUUCAUACAGGUUUUUGGAUUUACUAAGAUUAAGCUGAUGGGAACUUUCGAGGCAGUUGUUCAAGUUUUUUGCGGUGCUGUACCGCGCUUUUGUAGUACCGAUUCAUGUUUUAGCAAAUGCAGUCCUGCCAUUUCUUCCAAGUACCACGGAAAAUGUACAAAGAGAAGAGUCUCAAGAGAUAUGCAAAUGCAACUACUCAGUUCCGGUAUGCAACAAAUUCGUACAGGAAAUUAUCGACUUAAUGGGAUAAGGAGUGGUUUGUUUGGAAAGAUGACAGUAGGUGAUUCUUGGAUUCUGAGUUGCAAGUGCGAACAAGCUGAAAGUAUAAGCGGGGCAACUACAAAAGAUGAGAACGGAACAUGGUUUGUGGAUAGUACAAAGAAAUUUAACAAAAUCAACAAUGUGGUGAAUUCGCCAAAUGGUUUGGGGUUUCAAGAUAUUCAAGAGUUGAAACAGGAAAAGGAGGGCUUGCCACCUAAUGGAACAAAUGGAACAGUUAGAGAUGCCUUUCACAAGACUAGCAUUGAUUCCCUUGAGGAUGAAGCGUGGGAUUUACUACGUGAAUCUAUGGUUUAUUAUUGUGGCAGUCCUGUUGGAACCAUCGCUGCAAAGGAUCCUACCAGUUCCAACACGUUAAAUUACGAUCAAGUCUUUAUUCGUGAUUUCAUACCUUCUGGCAUGGCUUUCCUAUUGAAGGGGGAGUAUGAUAUUGUUCGGAACUUUAUCCUUCAUACACUUCAGUUGCAGAGCUGGGAGAAAACAAUGGAUUGUCAUAGUCCCGGUCAGGGUUUGAUGCCUGCUAGUUUUAAAGUUCGUACUGUUCCUUUGGAUGGUGAUGAAUCUACAACUGAAGAGGUGCUGGAUCCAGACUUUGGAGAGGCAGCAAUUGGUCGUGUUGCCCCGGUAGAUUCUGGGUUAUGGUGGAUUAUCUUGUUACGUGCUUAUGGAAAAUGCUCGGGUGAUCUCUCAGUUCAGGAGAGAGUUGAUGUGCAGACUGGGAUUAAGAUGAUUCUAAGGUUAUGUCUAGCUGAUGGUUUUGAUAUGUUCCCGACAUUAUUGGUGACCGAUGGUUCUUGUAUGAUAGAUCGACGUAUGGGAAUUCAUGGUCACCCUCUGGAAAUUCAGGCUCUUUUCUACUCAGCAUUACUUUGUGCACGAGAGAUGCUUGCUCCAGAGGAUGGAUCAGCCGAUCUUAUUCGAGCACUCAACAAUCGUCUGGUAGCUCUGUCAUUCCAUAUCAGAGAGUAUUAUUGGGUUGAUUUGAGAAAAUUGAAUGAAAUCUACCGAUACAAGACUGAAGAGUACUCAUAUGAUGCAGUGAAUAAGUUCAACAUUUACCCAGAUCAAAUUUCUUCUUGGCUGGUGGAAUGGAUGCCCAAUAAAGGAGGCUAUCUAAUUGGAAAUUUGCAACCAGCUCAUAUGGAUUUUAGAUUCUUUUCUUUGGGGAACUUGUGGUCUGUAGUGAGCAGUGUUGCGACAACAGAUCAGUCACAUGCUAUAUUGGAUUUGAUUGAAGCCAAAUGGGGAGAUUUGGUGGCAGACAUGCCAUUUAAGAUUUGUUAUCCUGCUCUUGAUGGUCAGGAAUGGCAGAUUAUCACAGGGAGUGAUCCUAAGAACACGCCGUGGUCCUACCAUAAUGGAGGUUCCUGGCCGACUUUGUUAUGGCAGCUCACUGUCGCUUGCAUAAAGAUGGAUAGACCUGAGAUUGCUACAAAAGCUGUUGAGAUUGCUGAGAAACGGAUCUCGCGAGACAAGUGGCCAGAAUAUUAUGAUACGAAAAAAGGUAGGUUCGUUGGAAAACAAGCACGCCUGUUCCAGACCUGGUCAAUUGCAGGAUACCUUGUGGCAAAGCUCUUGCUCGCUGAUCCAAGCAAAGCCAAGAUUUUGAUAACUGAAGAGGAUUCUGAACUCGUGAAUGCCUUCUCCUGCAUGAUUAGUGCUAACCCAAGAAGAAAGCGUGAUCGAAAGAAUUUGAAGCAGACCUACAUUGUAUGACUUUUGGUACAACAAUUUGUUACGAUUCAGCACCAAGCCGAUACUUCCAGUUGUCUGCAUAUGGGCAAACUAUUAUUCUGAUUUCACCAAAUUAUGUCGGUGAUUAUUUGGGAAUUGGCAAAGUGGUAAGAUAGCGCUUUUGCUUGUUCCAUUUAUAUUUCAGUUUGGGUAAGCUGAUAUAUUUUCAUAAGCUUAUUCAUCUGCUACUAAUAUUUUGUUGUAAAAAUUAUUUACUCCCAAGUCUCGGACUCAUAUUUACAGUUACUCACUUGAACCAUCUUGUUACGUUGUGGAAUCCACCGAUGGUUAUUUGUAAGUAUUUGUAUACAUCGAUGUAACAAAACGGAAUAAUGUUCAAGAGAGUUCAUUGUUUUUAGCA